AUGCCUGUGUUUAUUGGCAAGGUUAUAAGCAGAGGUGAACUCGACUUUUUGAGAAUUUCUCAAGUUUUCUCUGCUAAUUUCCAAGUUUUAGCUGCAUUUUUGCGCGAUCGCCCUCGUGGUCUCGGCCUUCUGCAACUUCCAACUGGUAUGACUGAUGAACGUUCGGCACCAUUUUUCCCAAACCUUUAUAUGGCCGGAGAUAAAGUACGCCGUCCUAGAAGCUGGGCAGAAGCCGGUAUCUGUACCAGAUGUGCAUCUUCCUGGUCAGUUGGCAGAGUUCACUGGGCGGUAAAAACCGAGAUAUAUCUGGGAUGUGGACGAUCCUUAGGCCAUCUUGACCUACCAAUCCUUGGAGUGAAUGAGUUAUUCGAUCUGGAUGGCCGACUAAUGCUCAAAGGCCAUCUUGACCUACCAAUCCUUGGAGUGAAUGAGCUAUUUGAUCUGGAUGGCCGACUAAUGCUCAAAGGAGGCGGAAAUGGUAUUCUUAACAGCGCCCUGGAGUUCCCUCUUACUCUAUCGGAUCCUAAUGAACGUGCACCUUACACAUUCAAGUAUUUGAACUAUAUGGCCGAUCGACAUAUGCAAUAUGGUCAUGUUGUCCCAAAUGUCAAUUUGUUCCUUGUUGGGAAGGACAAGAUUAUGGAUCCUCCAUUCAUACGAGAUCGUCCCAGAGGACUUGGUCUUUUACAGCUACCUACUGGUAUGACAGAUGAGCGAUCAGGUCCCUUUUUCCCAAAUCUUUACAUUGCUGGAGACAAGUUAAAUUUCAACCUUAUUGGUGGUUACCAAUGUAACUUCCUUCUUAACGUCCAGGCAGGAGAAAAACCGAUGAGUGUCCCCGACGUGCAUCUACCCGGACAAAAAGCCGAUUUUAGUGGACGCUCAGCUUUCAACCCUUUCACGCAUGCUGUUGCCGCUGUAUUCAAUGAAGAUCUUGUCGACUCAUGGGGUACUGGAUUUGCUGUUAAUGGUGUAAAUAAUCACGAUCUUCAAGUACGAAGAAAUUUCGACCAGCUCGCUGAUAUCGCUUUGGAUAGAAAUGAUGGCAUGCAUCAACCCUCAGCUUUCAAUCCCUUCACCCAUGCUGUUGCUGCUGUAUUCAAUGAAGAUCUUGUCGACUCAUGGGGUACUGGAUUUGCCGUUAAUGGUGUAAAUAAUCACGAUCUCCAAGUACGAAGAAAUUUUGACCAAUUCGCUGACAUAGCUUUGGAUAGAAAUGACGGCAUGCAUCAGCCAUUCCUUACCGCUUUUUCAGUCGGAUCAGAGUAUGAUAUGUCCAAGAUCAAAGAAAUUUCUGGUCAUCUGGAUUUGCCCAUCCCUGGAGUAAACGAGAUGUUUGAUUUUGAUGGGCGACUAAUGGUUAAGGGUAAGUGCAAUAAUGGCACAGAAGCUUGGUUUUACGCAGUUGAGAAAAGCAUUUUUAGAAAAAUUAACUUUUGA
Molecule: messenger RNA, 1440 nt
Organism: Strongylus vulgaris
Lineage: Eukaryota; Metazoa; Nematoda; Chromadorea; Rhabditida; Strongylidae
Source: the annotation of a GenBank genome assembly